Ramularia collo-cygni is the source of this 1527-nucleotide messenger RNA. Its product is annotated as related to Acid alpha-amylase. NCBI's taxonomy places the organism in Eukaryota, Fungi, Ascomycota, Dothideomycetes, Mycosphaerellales, Mycosphaerellaceae. The coding region runs from base 1 to 1527 and encodes 508 amino acids. The record is from RefSeq and is a predicted model, not a curated record. Gene Ontology annotation, molecular function: calcium ion binding; alpha-amylase activity. Gene Ontology annotation, biological process: carbohydrate catabolic process. The transcript is spliced from 7 exons.
AUGGCCAUUAUUGUCACGGAUCAUGGCGCGGGAUUGAGCAGAACUUGGACUAUAUCCAGGAAAGGCAUGAACUUUGAUGCAAUUUGGAUAUCUCCAAUCGUGGCACAAUUGCCUCAAUCAACCGGCGAUGGACAAGCAUACACUGGAUACUGGGCGCAGGAUCUGUAUGCCCUGAACGAUAACUACGGCACCGCAGAUGAGCUCAAAUCUCUCGUUGAAGCGGUACACGCUCGGGGUAUGUACAUCAUGCUAGAUGUGGUUGUCAAUCAUAUGGGCUACGCUGGUGCUGGAGAUGAUGUUCAAUACGACAAGUUCAACCCUUUCGAUGAUAAGUCUUACUUCCACGAUUACUGCGCUGUUGAUGCGUCGUCCAAUAAUCAAACCAACGUCGAAGUUUGUUGGCUUGGUAGCCAAAUCGUUGCCCUUGCCGAUUUGCGUACCGAGGACGAGGAAGUGCGCACCAUGAUGGGAGACUGGAUUUCAGGAAUGGUUUCAAACCACUCCUUCGAUGGCCUCCGAAUUGAUACUGCGUUGAACGUUGAKCCAGACUUCUUCUCGGGCUUCGUUGAUGCGGCUGGUGUGUUUGCCAUGGGCGAAGCCAUGGCUGGAGAUGUGAGCUAUGUUUGCGAAUGGGAAGAUGAUAUUGGAAGCCUGUUGAACUAUCCUAUUUACUUCCCCCUAAUCCGGGCAUUCUCGUCUACGUACGGCAGUAUCGACGACCUGACCAGCACGAUAUAUGAUCAAUACGAGAACUGUGGCGAUCCGACCACCUUCGGCACGUUCAGCGAGAAUCAUGAUGUCGAACGUUUCCCAACUGUUACCAACGACACUGCUCUUGCGCAGAACGUCUUGGCCUUCACGGUACUUUUCGAUGGAAUUCCAAUCGUAUAUCAGGGCCAGGAACAACACAUUGCUGGAGGUGUCCACCCCUACAUGAACCGAGCCCCUCUUUGGGAAACCGGCUUUGACACAUCCUCUAUGCUCUACCAGCACAUUGCAACGCUGGUACGAGCGCGACAGCACUUCAUAAAGAUGAGCGACAAGUACACUACACAGACCACCGACAUUAUCUAUCAAGAUUACCACAACUUCGCAAUGCGGAAGGGAGUCGACGAAAAUCAAGUCAUAACGGUCCUGACCAACAACGGAGCUGGAAACGAAGACUUUAAGCUUCGUAUCAAGGGACAUGGAUAUAAAUCAGGAACCGAGAUCACCGAAAUAUUGACUUGCACCAACACUACAGUGGACCACAAAGGACGACUGAAUGUUCCAAUGGGCGCCGGUCUUCCAAAGGUCCUAUAUCCCGCAGAGCUCUUAGCUGGCUCCGGAUUAUGCGGGACAGAGGAUUCUACUCGCACCGGCGAACCCACGGCGAGCCCUACGUCAACUGGCACUUCGACCCCGAGCGAUGACGAACCGUCUCCGGGGUCAGCCAGUGCACGCUAUGGGGACACGAAUGUGCCACUUGCGCUCACAUUGCUACUCAUGGCGAUGUUCUCGCUGGGAGGGCUCUCCACAUUGUGGUGA